Messenger RNA from Lachancea sp. 'fantastica', 4425 nucleotides. NCBI's taxonomy places the organism in Eukaryota, Fungi, Ascomycota, Saccharomycetes, Saccharomycetales, Saccharomycetaceae. The record is from the annotation of a GenBank genome assembly.
AUGACACUGGCGAAGCUUCCGGGACCACCGCAAAAUCAAGAGUUUUCGUCCAAGAAUGACGCAGAUACGUCCAAAUUACCACCUCUAGGUAAAUGGAACAUUUCACCCAAGGCAGCGUCCGUGAGUACGUCUCCAGUCGAACAAAAAACACAGAAAACCAGUCGUGUUAAAAAGCUAUGCGAACGCGCACCGCAUCCGUCGAGUUCUGGUUCCCUUGGCACUGAAAACGAGUACGGAAAGCUUCACGAAAUACCUCAAGUGGAAGCACGGAAACUUGAAUGGACCGAAAAUUCGACAACUAGUAGCGAAAUUUACACCACAAAGUCUGGGUGGCAGUACUUAAUAAAGGAGGGCUCAGUUCCGUGUUUUGAAAUGCUGCGAUCCAAACUUCCAGACCCAUUGACUUUCUACGAAGAAGUGGAACCCAUCGGGCGCCAUUUUGGAGCAGUCGUUCUUCAAGUCAUUGAGGACCCGCUCAAGUCAGAGAAGCAAUCGGCCACAGCUUUGGAUCCCGAGCGUUUGCAUUUCAAGGCCAGAAAGCAGGCCUUGAGACCCCCACAUAUUGAGAGACAAAGAAAGCUAGACUUUUACCGGAAACUGCACCAUCACCAUACCGUGCACGGCAACAAAGACAUGGACUCCAGCUUGCAGAAAAUACCAAGUAUCGACAGAAGACCGCUGGAUCUGUACAGAUUGCGCCAAUGCGUUCUUCUAAGAGGAGGGUAUCAAGCUGUUUGUAAUAAAAAAGCUUGGGCGCAGAUUAGUAGAGAGCUGGGGUAUUCUAGAAGAGCAUCAACUUCUCUUUUGUCAACCCUGCGAUCAACUUAUGCAAAGAUUUUGCUCGACUUUGAUGAACAAACAUCAAAGAGCCACAAUGCUGAUAAUGUUGUUCAGCAAGAACUCGGUCCCAAACACAAGAUAAUACUUCCGUCAUCCAAGACUCAUGAAGCAGCAAAUGGAAUGUGUAAAAAGAGAGUGGCUGCGACCACCACACUGAUAUCCGACAAUAGCACGAAAAGGCAGAAAGUCUCGAAAUUAAAAGCUUACAAAGUUAUAGGGACGGGCGUCGAAUACCCAAGGUUGCGAGACAUAUUGCAAUAUAAAGGUUUUGUUACCAAGUUCGAGUCUUUGACUGAUGGCAAGAAGCAUAUAACAAAACCAUCUGUCUUGACCUUACCAAAUUACGAUUUUUCUUUCUGGAGGAACACCACAGCAAUUUUCGAUCAAUCCCCUUAUGAAGCAUCAAAUUCUCCUUUUUACAAUCUCAUUCAAUAUUCCGAAAAAUCGCAUUUGCAUUCGAAGCAGGUUUUCGAUAGAUGCGUGGAGAGAUUGCCACAUGCUAUAUCAAAUUAUCAAAAAAUGGGCGUUGACAAAUUCGAAAGGCUUUUUCAUCAAGUUUUGUUAGAUGUAAACGUCCCGUGUGACGUGGAUUCUGCGAUAAAUCUGCCGUCUCGUAUACACGGGUCGGCUUUUCCUAAAGCUAGUCGGAAUGGGGAUGGUACAUCAACCAAUGAUUCGUGGUCACUGAGCAGCAUGCCCUUGUCCAGUAAGUCAGCUCUGUGCUUUUUGAAUGCGGAUUACGGUGACCAUGUAUCAUCACACUUGGACAUAGGGAUGUUGUUUUCAAUAAAAGGUUGGGCCGUCGAGGACAGCUUUCUUCCUGCCGUAGACUAUCACCAUGUUGGGUCGUCAAAAUUAUGGUACGUGGUUUCUCCCCAGGAUUUAGAAAAGUUCGAACAGUUGAUGUCCACAUCAAGAGAUGCUAUUGCCUCAUCCGGUGUCAUCACGGACCCAAUAAAAGAAAGACAGUUUCGAGAUUCAGUCUUAUUUCAGUGUUUCAAUGGAACUACGCAAAUGCAGGAGUUCUCGGGCAUGCGUUCAAGAAUCAACACACAUUCAUUUCCGUUGCAUCUCGGUAAGGGUACUGGUUUUGCGCCGGAGUUAGAUCAGCUAUAUGGGGACCUACUAUUACAUCCGGAGAUUUUCGAAUUGAACGACAUAAAGAUUCGUAAAGUCAUUCAAAACCCAGGAUCGUACAUUUUCAAAUUUCCAAAGACCUAUGCGAUGAACAUACAUUCAGGCUUCGGCGUUUCGGAAAAUGUCCAUUUUGCUACCGCUUCUUGGUUGGACCAUCUCCUCGAUAGCGAACUAUGGCUUGCGAAACACGGUAUUUUGUCGUCCAUCAAUUCUUUCCAGCUCCUGCAUACUAUUAUCUCGGAGUCAAAAGACAAGAGCUUAGUCACAAAAGCAAGUAAUAUUCUUUUGCCACUCAUCACCGAUGAAUUAGAAGCCAGGGAGAAGCUGACCGGCAUGUCAAAGAAGCUCUCCGUCUGCCAAAACACCUUUGAUUUCGUAUCUGACCUGGACUACUCUUCCACGGGAGCUUCAAAAGUACUUUUGGCCAAUGCGGACGAUUGCAUUACUCUUUCAUUGAAGCAAUUUCAGGUUAAUUCAUUCGUGAAAGAUGGAAGGUUACACGUUUUGGGUCAAGAUGUUGAUAAUGACUGGACAAGCGUAUCACUGCAUUUGCUAUACCCCAAUGAAGAUCUCGAUCUUAUGCUUCAACAGUGUCGCGCUCGAAAAAAGGCUGCGAUGGCUUUCUCGCGACAUUUGAACGAUCUCGGAAAGGAAGAAAAGGCACCCAUUUUAGCCGCAUACAUUGCACAAAUUGUCAAAAGUGGAAAACGGUUGCGUUUCGAGGAAAUAAACAUGUACAACGAAGCGUUAUCUCAUUUUGACGAUUCAGUUGCAAAAAACUUGAACAAAAUAGUGGGUGAACUAAGAAUCAUAAGAUCCAAAUGCGUUCAAUUUCUCAGGAGCGUUCAGAGCCGUUUGCCUAAAUCUCCUUACCUCGAUACACAUUUGAAAUUCGAUUUCGAAGGGGUCCAUGUACCGGAGUUUCAGUACUCGGUCACAGAGCUCUUCAAUUUGCAAAAGGAGAUACAGAAUGUUCCUGUAGAGUUUCCUGAAAUGCAGGACAUUUUCAGUCUAUGCAGAAAAGUUAAGCGAUACCAAACGCUUUGCAAAGUGGCCAUACAAAAGAACGACGUGAGGCUUAUUCGCGAUGCCUUCGUGAGCGGAUUUUCGCUUGGCGUCAGCUCCAUAUAUCAAAAGCAGUUGGCAAAGAGUAUAGGCGAAAGUUUGUGGCUCGAGGAAUAUAACAGAAUAUUCUUAAACAGACCGGAGGCCAAAACCAGUACUCUUAUAAAGAACGACCUUGAGGACCUGCCGCUUUUCUUAGAAUAUGGAUUACGGUAUGUGAGGAAAGACGAACACAUGGAGAAGUUUCGUGAAGUCCGGAGAGCCAUUCUAUCAGCCCAAAAUAUACUAUUUGAUGUGAAGUCUCUUUUUAAGAAGAAGAACAGCAAGGUAUCUGUGGAUAGACUUCAGGAACUUUUUUCUGCAAUGGCAGAAAAUAGAAACAUAAUCGAUCCCCGUUUAAAAGAAGUGAUUGAAGCCGUUCUUGACGCGUUCGAGAAAACAAAGCUAAGUUACGCUGCAGCUUUUGCAAAACUAAACAUAAACGACCAGUUUUUGAGUGAAGUGACGAAAUAUACCACGGUCGAAGCUUUAAAUGGUCUGGCCAUUAUUGAAAGAUUCGACGGUUCUCUAAGCGAUCAACGUUUAACUCAACAAGAAGUUCCAAAUAAAUCGAUAUUUGCCAAACACGUUAAAGAUUGCAGAGCGUGGCUGCAUGCCCUUUUUAGCGCUGUUUCGAAAAGACAGUCUUGGGGUAAAGUUGUACAGGCCACGGAACAAUGUCUUGGAAAUGAAGCUGAUAUUUGGCAGCCUGCAUCUACAGGGAACGCUGAAAAAGAUGAGUUUUAUUGUUUUUGUCGUCGAGGGGACUUUGGCAGUACCAUGGUUGCCUGUGAGAUAUGUGGAGAAUGGUAUCAUAUGACUUGCAUAAACAAAGGGAAAUGGUCCUUGGGAGAUAGCGAGAGCAGCGUUUUUGUUUGUCCCAUCUGUUGUUCCCGGGACAUUUCGGGCCCCAACGUUAUACACUACGACGAUCUACAAAAAUUGAUCAUCGAGUCCUGCCACUUGAAAAUCAUUCCUGAUCGCCAGGUACUCACGGAGGUGUUUGAGAUAUUCAAGCUCGCUUUUCAGUUCAAACGCACGGUUCGAAAUUCUGUUCUUGAUCCCAGUGGCACAGUGAAAUCAGAUGUCCCACUGUCAGAGAUAAAAUUCUACCUUCGAAAGCUUGCAGGGAGCGGAGUGAAACUGGUCAGCGAAGAGCAAACGCUUCGGAAUGCAUGCCGCGGGCACGAUGCUAAAAAAAUACAAGAGUUAGCGCAAAAAACCAUCAAAGUAGUCACUGGAUUGGAAAAUGCAGAUGAAAGACCUCGUGAAUUAGCUUCUACCGAAAAGGCUGCGGAAGAAUUGAAGCCUUCGGAAGAAACAAAGCCUCCCAAAGAAACCUAA